UCAUGAGGAGGCCUCUGUUCAGACUGACCCAGGAGAGAGUGCUGUCCUUGUGGCAGAGAGAGAGCAGAACCACCCUGGCCCCUGGUUCUCUACGGCAACUCCACUCCUGCUCAGCACUGGUCUACAGAAAGCACGGACAUCAGUAUGACACAGUCAGAAUGGAGCAGAUGUCCUUGCCAGCCCUGGGUCAACAUAGUGUCAGACUGAGGAUGUUGGCAGCACCAGUGAAUCCAGCUGAUAUUAACAUGCUACAAGGCACAUACCCAAUCCUUCCAGUGUUUCCUGCUGUGGGUGGGAAUGAGGGAGUGGGGGAGGUGGUGGAGGUUGGUAGGAAGGUCACCUCUCUGAGACCAGGAGACUGGGCCAUACCGUGGGAUGCCGGCUUUGGUACAUGGAGGACAGAGGCAGUGUGUGAGGCUGAUGACCUUCUCCAGGUCCCCAAGGACAUCCCUCUGCUGGGGGCUGCUACCAUCGGGGUGAACCCCUGCACUGCCUACAGGAUGCUGCAGGACUUUGUUACACUCAAACCAGGGGCCACUGUGAUACAGAAUGGAUCCAACAGUGCAGUGGGUCAGGCUGUCAUUCAAAUAGCUGCUGCCUUGGGGGUGAAGACCAUCAACAUCAUCAGAGACAGACCCAAUCGACAAGAGUUGGAGGAGGAACUAAAAUCGAUGGGAGCUGAUUUUGUUAUCACCGAAGAAGACCUGCAAUGUCUGGGUCUGGAUAACGUAAUUCAGGAGCUCCCAAAGCCCAUCCUGGGUUUGAACUGUGUUGGAGGCCGGAGUGGUGGACUUGUCCUCUCUAGUCUUUGUGAUGGGGCAACAUUAGUGACAUAUGGUGGGAUGGCCAAAAAGCCUCUCCAGAUUCCAGCUAAAUCACUCAUUUUUAAGAAUAUAACAUUACAAGGAUUCUGGAUGACGCAGUGGAAAAGAAACAACAGUAAAGAUGUGACGCAGCUACAGGCCAUGGUGACCUCUGUGUGUGAUCUAGUGAAGUCUGGCCAGCUCCAGCCACCUCAUUGUGUCCAAGUUCCCUUCCACCACUACAGCCAAGCCCUCCAGGCCACAGUACAGGCGCAUCAAAGGAAAUAUGUACUACUCAUGUAGUCACAAGCAAAACAAAAAACACAGUAUCCUCCUUCGGGGAAACUUUUUAUUUUGCUUUCUUUUUUCAUUUAU
Molecule: messenger RNA, 1178 nt
Organism: Salvelinus namaycush (lake trout)
Lineage: Eukaryota; Metazoa; Chordata; Actinopteri; Salmoniformes; Salmonidae
Product: enoyl-[acyl-carrier-protein] reductase, mitochondrial
Exons: 10
Coding region: 3-1106 (367 amino acids)
Biological process (GO): fatty acid metabolic process
Cellular component (GO): mitochondrion
Molecular function (GO): trans-2-enoyl-CoA reductase (NADPH) activity
Source: RefSeq, a predicted model, not a curated record